Molecule: messenger RNA, 3183 nt
Organism: Trichoderma breve
Lineage: Eukaryota; Fungi; Ascomycota; Sordariomycetes; Hypocreales; Hypocreaceae
Product: male sterility protein domain-containing protein
Exons: 3
Coding region: 1-3183 (1060 amino acids)
Source: RefSeq, a predicted model, not a curated record
AUGAACGGACAUAUCAACUCAAAGUCCCAGUUGGGACAACGACUUUUAGUCAACAUCGUUGAUGGGUAUGCAGCCUCUGAUCCUCAACGAGUUUUCAUCUAUCAGCCGGUUUCCAGCAAUCUCGAAGAUGGCUAUCACCCCAUCACAUUCAAAGAUGUCUCAAAUGCUGUAAACCACGUGGCUGGUGAGCUACUUCAACAGGCCCCAGAAAAUAUCUCGCAGAAGGACUGUUUUCCUACGGUGGCUUAUAUCGGACCAAGCGACGUACGAUACGUCAUCAUCAUGCUUGCCUGUAUAAAAGCUCAUCAUAAAGCCCUGUUCAUUUCGCCUCGCAAUAGUCUUGAGGCUCAAAUUUCUCUUUUCAAAGCCACAGAAUGCACACGGAUCAUGUACGAUGCGUCCAUGCAAUCCACCAUAGAGACAUGGCUUCAGUCAUAUCCUAUGCCAGCAACUGCAGCCCCCGAUUGGAGCAUUUGGGUUGAAUCAACGGCUCCUCAUGUGCCAUACAACACGCCGUUUGAAGAAGCAAGAUGGCACCCCAUGGUUGUUGCGCAUACGAGUGGCUCUACAGGCAUUCCAAAGCCUGUGACUGUUCGCCAAGGAAGCCUUGCGAUCGUUGAUGACUUACAAGAGGCAUCUUUUCUGGAUGGUGCUCCUUCAAUCUGGAGCUGGUGGGGUACCAACAGCUCAAAGCUAUUUUCGCCAAUGCCCACAUUUCACAUGGCUGGAGUUGCUUGCAUGGUAAUCUUUGGCAUUUACCACGGCGUUCCGAUAGUUCUAGGGGUGCCGAAUCGUCCUCUGAGUGCAGAUCUGGUGGCAGAAUGCCUGGUCCACUCGCAGGCUGAUUCCGCAGUACUACCUCCCUCAAUUAUCGAGGACAUGAGUGUGAAUGAUGAGCAUGUUCAGAUCCUAGCUAAUCUAAAGAGCACUGGUUUUGGUGGAGGCAAUCUUGCCCCUCUGAUAGGAGAUGCACUUGUUAGAAGAGGCGUUAAGCUCGUCAACAUUAUAUCUUCGACUGAGAUUGCACCUUAUCUGAUUCACCAUCAGGCUGAUCCCACGUUAUGGCAAUGGAUCGUCAUCAAUGCGGAAGAAAUGGGUGCUGAGUUCCGUUUAAUAGCUGACGACGAUGUUUACGAGAUGUUUAUUUGCCGCAAAGAAAUUGGGGAACCAUCGCGAAAAAUCCUCUUUUACACUUUCCCAGACAAGACCGAAUGGUCUACAGGCGACAUGUAUAAGAAGCAUCCAACGAAGCCAAACCAUUGGCUCUACCACGGCCGCACGGAUAACGUUAUCGUUUUCUCUACAGGCGAGAAGCUCAAUCCUGUUACAAUUGAGGCCGCUGUGGUGGGCCAUCCCGCUAUCAAGCUCGCCCUUGUAGUAGGGCAGCAACGGUUCCAGCCCGCUUUGAUCUUGGAGCCGUACGAACACCCACAAGACGAAGCAGCCGAAGAAGCUCUCAUCAGCAGUGUGUGGAGCAUCGUCGAAGAGAUUAAUAAGGUCACUGUGGCUCAUGGAAGAAUUACUCGCGAUAUGAUUGCCAUCUCAGAUCCCACCAUACCAUUUGCACUAUCGCCCAAAGGUACGAUGCAGCGAAUGGCAACUGUAAGGCUCUACAAAGACUUCAUCGACAGAUUAUAUGCGCAGACGGACGAGGCGAUCGAAAUAAAAGAUGCGAUUGCACCGCUAGAUAUCUCUAGCCCAGAGUCUCUAACGCAGUCCAUAGUGGACAUUGUCGAAUCCAUGACUGGUAUAUCCGGAAUUGAAUCCGAGUCUGAUAUCUUCAGCCUUGGUGUUGAUUCGAUGCAGGUUCUUACUCUUUCCAAAACUCUGCGCUCAGCCCUGGAAUUCGCUGGUAUAAAGUCUGGCAAGGAUGUUGUUGCUGCCAGAGUCAUCUACGCAAAUCCAACAAUAAGCGGGCUAGCCAAUCAUUUAUUCUCGACGAUCAUCAUUGGCCAAAACGAUGACGACACGUCUGCAAAAGAGAUUAGUGACAUGGCUGAAAUCAUUUCAGAGUACACUGCGGACCUGCGGCCUCCAAAUAUGGAUCAACUGCUUCCUCUGGAUGAAGCACAAACAGUCAUCGUCACCGGCACUACAGGAUCACUUGGUGCCUACAUGCUUGACCGUCUGAUUGAGAAUCCUCGGGUUGUCAAGGUCAUUGCUUUCAACCGCGGCCAAGAUGGAGGACGCUCCCGCCAGCCCGCCUACAGUGCUGCUAGAGGGUUGAGCACCGACUUUUCCAAAGUCGAGUUCUUCGGUGUCGAUUUGUCCAAGCCAUACCUCGAUCUCCCUGAGGCCAAGUACAAUGAUAUACUAGCCACUGCAGAUCGCAUCAUACACAAUGCAUGGCCAGUCAACUUCAACAUCAGUGUCAACUCGUUUAGGCCCUACAUUUUGGGAGUUCGCCAGCUGGUUGAGUUUUCUAAUAAGGCAGCCAAAAAAGUACCAAUCGUUUUCAUCUCAAGUAUCGGUACUGUCCAGGGGUGGACAAAGCCAGAGCCAAUUCCUGAGCAUCGCAUUGAUGACCUGACAUUGCCAAAGAUGGGCUAUGGUCAAUCAAAAUUUGCUGCAAGCUCUAUUUUAGAUGCCGCCGUUGAGCAAUCCGGGGUCCCCGCCGCCAUAAUUCGGGUCGGUCAAAUCGCUGGUGCGCGAACCAAAGAAGGCACCUGGAACCCCCAAGAAUUCAUACCAAGUCUAAUCGCCAGCUCGGUUCAUAUGGGGAUGCUGCCGGCCAGUCUGGGUCCUCAAGACGUGGUGGACUGGACGCCGGUGGAAGACAUUGCGGGAUUGGUUUUGGACGUCGCUGGCAUCAAUCAGAAGAUUCCUCUGUCAAGCAUCUCAGGAUACUUCCAUGGAGUCAACCCGUCGGCUACGAGCUGGGCUGAGAUUGCUAAAAUCCUCAAAAAUUACUACGGAGAAAGGAUCAAGGCUCUCGUUCCGUUUGAUGAGUGGAUUCGUGCUCUUGAAGCCAGUGCGAUCGAUGCGACAGCAGAGGAUGUGGAGAAAAAUCCAGGAAUCAAGCUUCUUGACACAUACAAGGGAAUGGAUGAGCAAGGGAAGGCAGGUAUCGGCCACAUUUACUUUGAUGUCAACAGGACUGUGGCACAUAGUCAGACCAUGAGGAAGCUCGGGCCGAUCGACGAGGCGUUGAUCAAAAACUGGUGUGAUCAGUGGGACUAUUAA